Messenger RNA from Rhagoletis pomonella (apple maggot), 1901 nucleotides. Its product is annotated as lysosome-associated membrane glycoprotein 5-like. NCBI's taxonomy places the organism in Eukaryota, Metazoa, Arthropoda, Insecta, Diptera, Tephritidae. The record is from RefSeq and is a predicted model, not a curated record. Gene Ontology annotation, cellular component: membrane.
CACUUGCACUUACAUAUUUACAUACAUACCUACAUACAUACCACUCAUGCACGUAUGAAAACGUACAAAUUCCUUUGGAGAAAAACGAUUAGAGCUAAGCUAAAUGUCAGUAGCGAGCACGGCGGCGUUGACAAAGGCCACAGGAUACAAAGGACGAAAAGAAAUCGAAAGUCAUAUCUGAAAGCAUUGCCAAAAAGUUUAUACACUCUCUUGCAUGUUGGAUAUACAGACAGACGGUAGUGGUGUGCUAAAUGAAAAAAGCUAAGAAAUGUGGCAAAAUUUUAGUCAAAUAAAUCUGCAACAGCACAAACGAUUUAGUGGAGCAAUAGGAUUUUUGCUGCCGCUUUUGCUGCUUGCUUCCCUUUGUGAUGGCCUACAAUUAGGCGCUUUCACCACCAAAACGCCCAGGGUCACCAAGUAUACGACAAAACCAGCGUCGUCCUCGUCAAUGAAUCACGAAGCCACCACAUCAAUUUAUCGCCUCAAUGCCACUAAUGGAAUCACUUGCAUUUUGGUCAGCGUGGAUGGUUUGAUUAGCAUUAAGUAUCGAAAUAAAUUGAAUGAAGAUGUCGAGGCGGACCUCUACCUUCCCGAUGAUCCCAAGUUAAGCGGCGAAUGUGUGGAGUCCAACUACGAAACAUUGAGAUUAGAGUUCAAAGGAUUCGUGCUGACGAUGACAUUCCGCAAGUCCUCCGGUGGUGAAGGCUGGUACAUCAACCUAUUCGAACUCACUUACUCUUCAUCGAAUUCGCUCUUCGAACAUCCUGAUCGGGCUAAUUUGGAUGUAAAGCUCACCUCUCCAGCACACACACCCAUGUACUUCCCAACGCCCGUCGGCAAAUCCUAUGUCUGCGAUAAAGAGCAGAGCGUCGUUCUGUAUGCGCCAAUCGAUUCGGGUGAUAUGUCUGGCCACAUUGCGCGCCUCUAUCUGCGUGAUCUGCAUAUGCAAAGCUUUAUGUUCAAGGAGAGUGGCAAGUGGGGUCCACCGUUCCAUUGCAGUGCCACUGGGUCAUAUCGCGAUGAGACAGCACCACUAGCAGUGGGCACUGCGUUGGCGAUAGCUGUGCUGCUGACCAUUUCCGGCUAUGGUGGAUGGCGCUAUUUCAAGAUCAAGAAAGUGCAAUAUGGCUCGAUGGAGUAAGCUGGAGUGGCUUGCUGUAAUGUGUAUGUAUGUACAGUUACUUCGACAUUUACGUACCUACUAAAGUAUGCACCAUAGAUUUUACAAUAUCCAUAUAUGUAUAUUGUGAAUGGUUCCGCUUAAUGAUAAAUAUCUGUUAUUGCUCCUAAUAGAAAUUUACAAAAAAGUAUUUUAAAAUAAACUGAAGAAAAAGAAACAAAUAAAAUUAUCUGAAGGAGUAAAAUUAUUUCGUUAUUCGGUAGUGUAUUUGAAAAUAUGCAGCAAAAUACGCUGUGCUAAAUGCAUGGCGAUGAAGCGGAGAAAUUGUAAGCGAAAUAAUAAAUGUACUUAAGUGUACAUAAAUAUUUACGUGCAUGAGAAUUGCAAAAAGUCUUCCAUUAUUGUUAAAUAAAUAAAAAAGCACCAAAUUACGCAUAAUGAAUGUAAAUGGACACUGCAAUGUGAACAUAUCCUAAUCUACACACACCUAUAUAUACUAUUAUAUGCACAUUCAAAAUAUUUUUGAUGGGUAUGUUUAAAAAAAGAGUUUUGUAAAUAUAAAACUAGUAAAAUUUGAACGCUGAUACUAUGAAAAUGCUUUCUCUUCAAAAUAAAAAUUUAAUUGAACCCGGUUUUAAUUACAAAACAUAGCAAAUUAUUUGCAGACGUUCAAGAAUUUCGAACGGUAUUAUCAAUUUCCAAUAUUAAAUUUUACCUUGAAUCGCACAAACAUGCAUACCACAUAUGAAAUCUUAAUGUUGUUAUUUCUUGCAAAAAAAAA